AUUAAAUAAGACCUACGAUGUAACAUUUUCUUAUAAGAAUGGGCUAUGCACAGGGAGUCAUCGCAACCGAAACUCAGACAUUCUGGCUCCAGUGGGUUGAGGCCGCGUUCCCUGAUCUCGAGUCACAGGCCUACUUCCUGCCUCCUGUCUACGUCAACCGCGUGCCUAUGACCAGGCAGUCUGUUGGUGGUCAGGAUGUUUGGGUUCUUCAGCAUGCACCCGGACAAGCUUGUCAGUCCAUGGAGCCAGCGACAACUCCACCAGUUGUUUCCAUUUCUCAGCCUUUUCUCGUUCAGGACAGUGACACCAGAGAUGAUGCAGCCAUGCAGCGGGUACUCCUCCAUCUUCAGAGAUUGUUUGACCAGAACGGAGAAGUGUUGGUCGGAAUAAGUCAGCUUCAGUUCGGACAGUACCUGGGUGAACCUUGUUAUGCUGCCGAGGCUGCCCAGCUCCCCCUACCCGCCAACCUUCCUCCUGAUCUGCCAAGAAACUGGAAAAAGGGAGACUUUGAUGUGCUUCUUAUUCACCGACAUUACGGGUUUGUCGUCUGUGAGGUGAAGUCUUUUGGUGAAAAUGUUAGGGAACUUGACUUAACACAGCAGGAUAUAAACAGUAACAUUAAAAGGAAACUGAGACAGGCUGUGUCACAGCUGGACAAGGCGGAGGCCAUGUUGUCUCACCUGGUGUCUGAUGUCUGUCCCGAUCUGCGCAUCACUAAGACCAUCGCUGUCCCUAAUCUCCCAACUGCCUGGGUACAACAGGCUAUAUCUGAUGAUCCCCAGCUGAGCCAAGACCUGUGUCGGUGUCUGGGAACAUCAGACCCCGCCGACAUCGCUGGUCUGUGUCUGUGCUGUGAUCAGCUGUCUGACCCCAAGACCCCGUGUGACGUCAGUAGUCACGUGCUGAGGGAACUCGGACACUGGUGGCAGCGACGUGUGGCUGGGGCUGGACCUGACCGUCACAUGACCUUUGAUCUGUACAAAACUCUUUUAGCCAGGUUCUGUGGACCAGCGACUACAGUGUCUGUAAAAUGCAUAUUUCCUCCACGUGUGAGUGUGAAGACCCUGAGUCAGGCCGUGUGGUGGACAGGAGAGUGCUAUACUGCUGUAAUCACACUCUUCCCGGAGCAAGUUCACCUGCUACACACGGCGCCUCCCACACUCUUUGUCACCGGACCGCCCGGUACAGGUAAAACUGUGGUGCUGCUGCUGAUGGCCAUACAGUGGCUGCGGUGUGGUCACCACGUCUACGUUGUGUCUACAUGGAAGGGUAGUCGCUUGGCGUGUAGAGUGCUGCAUCACCUGCUGCUGCAGACGAUAAAGGAGGAUCCGACAACAGCGGUAUCAUCUGAACAUCUUCAUCUUCUGGAAUAUGAUUUCUUUAACGAUAAGAAAGAUGCGGACAAGGCAGUGAAAAACUUAUCACAGGCAGCGACAGGAGGGGAAUUAUUUGUCAUCGCGGAUGAAGCAGGACCAAAGCAUGAUGUCCAGACCUUCCUUGACAAGCUGCUGACACAAAUUCCUCAGCUUCAUCUUUGGGCAGCAAGUUAUUACCAUGAAGCUGCCCCCCGUGGCUGGCAAGAGGAACAUCUAACCAGACCCCUUCGCUGUCCCCCGACCGUCGUCAGGGAAGUGGAGAAGGACAGCGAGAUCACUGAGUACCACGUUGUCCACCCGUACAGUAAGCGAGGUGUGGCCGACCAGACAGACGGCCCGCCAGUCACACGACUGUAUCACCGAGGUCAGGGCCACACAAGUCACCUGCCGCAAGACUGUGUCACAUGCGGUCGUGAGGUGGCCAGCUUCCUACACAGUCUCCGUGUUGAUGCUACAGAGAAUGGCCAAGCAUCUUCAGAAACUUCCAGAAGUGACAGUACACCACUUCGUCUGCAGUGGCGAGACAUGUUAAUGCUGUACUGGGGUGACGUCACCGACAUCUCGGGUAUGGUGACAGGACUGCAAGAAGCGGGUAUCCCAGUGAAGGUGAUGAAGGAUGAUGACAUCGAGGACGUGGCCACGGCCCGCAGUGACGUGGUGUGGGUGGCCAGCGGAGAUCGUGUUCGUGGUCUGGAGAGGAAAGUCGUGGUGUGUCUGGAGCACCAUACAAUCUUUGUCCCACUUCAUUGGAUGUCCCGGUGUACGUCACAACUGGUGAUUGUCUCUCCUGACGAUUAGCCAUGUGAACACGAGCCACAGUCGUACCUCUGUCACGUGAUGUAGUCUUGUGUGUCUCUACCUCUCUCACACCAACGCUGCAUUCCCUACUUCUUGUCUUCUUUUCUCAGCUGAUCUCCAUAAUAUCAUCAUAUCUAUAACAUAUUGUGCUAUUAUUUUCAAAACUAUGCCCAUUCAAGCUGCACUUUGACAUGUGUCUCUGUACUUUUACAGCAAUAUAGCUAUAGUAAUAUAGAUACUACUGUGUAUAGAAUAUUGUAUAUACUCGACACGCUCAGUCGAGAAGCAUUUGUCAAUACCCUUGUAAAUACAAAAACACUUUAAGGUAUUUCUAAUAUUUAAAAAAAAUAUUUGUCCAUCUAGGAACGGACUGAACUGAACAAAAAGAUUUCGAGGCCUCUAGAAUGUUGGCAUUAAGAUUGAGUCAAUGAUAUUUAGAUAACACAAAAUAAAAGAUGCAAUGAGCAUUCUUGAAUUUGAGGUUUGUUAGAAACAACGCUUAGACACAAAGGAAUUUGAGGAUGUAUAUACUACAAGUCUGCUGUAUCUGCAGUGAUGUCACAGUAGUACAAAUGUGAGGUUGUUGUGUGUCUAGGUACAGCUUGUAACAUCAAGACUACACGCUCACCUGUCAUUACCUGUCCAUGUCAUUUACUACAGGAGACAAAUCACCCAUUCUCCCCACCCCUCCCCCUCCCAGUACACGUGACUGUCAGUCAGACAACUGGAGUCAGACCAUGAUGCACGUGGAGUUCAAUGACCUGAGAUUCUGCUUCUGCUGGGGUGGCCCUGCCUGGCCAUUUGUUACCCUCUUAGGCUGUUGUCCACCAUGUUGUGACUGUGA
Pomacea canaliculata is the source of this 3018-nucleotide messenger RNA. RefSeq lists its product as uncharacterized. The record is from RefSeq and is a predicted model, not a curated record. The coding region runs from base 39 to 2174 and encodes 711 amino acids. NCBI's taxonomy places the organism in Eukaryota, Metazoa, Mollusca, Gastropoda, Architaenioglossa, Ampullariidae. The transcript is spliced from 5 exons.